Dovyalis caffra is the source of this 1218-nucleotide messenger RNA. Lineage: Eukaryota; Viridiplantae; Streptophyta; Magnoliopsida; Malpighiales; Salicaceae. The record is from the annotation of a GenBank genome assembly.
AUGUCUCCAUAUUAUCUUUUACUUCUGUUUCUCUACAGCAUCUUACUUCUUGGUCAUUGGGUUCCAUCAUCAUAUGCAGAUGAUGUGGUUGGGUAUGGUUACAAAAUUGAUUCUGUCACUGCUGAUUCAGUUCACAACUCUUUAACGGCUAAUCUUAGCUUUAUUAAUAAUACUACUGUUUAUAGAGCUGAUAUUCAACAUCUCAAUUUUUUUGGCCAGAACUUACGGAUGACAUGUCUCCGGCUUGCAUAUUUCCAACUCUUUGUAUUAACAUGCAUUGCCUUUGUAUGCAGCUUUGAAACAGAAAACCGUUUGAGAAUCAGAAUAACAGAUUCCAACAAUCAAAGAUGGGAGGUCCCAGAAGACAUCAUUCCUCGGCAAAACCACUCCCAUACACAGAAAUCCUACAGUCCAAUGCAGCAGGAAAACCCUGUCAACAUAUCGAACCCGAACUCGCACUUCCUCUUCACCCUCCACAACACCACCCCUUUUGGCUCCUCCAUCAUCCGAAAAUCAUCCGGGGAUGUCCUUUUCAACACAUCGCCGGAUGCGUCCAAUGCAAGCACUUUCUUGGUCUUCAAGGACCAGUAUAUCCAACUCUCUUCAUCGCUUCCUAUAAAUAGAUCAUCACUAUAUGGACUAGGAGAGCACACCAAGAACUCUUUCAAGUUGAGGUCUGGCCAGACACUGACCAUGUGGAAUGCUGACACACCUAGUUCUAAUGUUGACGUUAACCUUUAUGGUUCGCACCCCUUUUACAUUGAUGUCAGAUCGCCGUCUGCUGAUGGAAAAGUGCCGGCAGGAACUACUCAUGGUGUUCUGUUGCUUAAUAGUAAUGGCAUGGAUGUCAUCUAUGGAGGUGAUAGGUUAACUUAUAAGGUUAUUGUUGGUGUUAUUGAUUUGCCUGCCCCAAUGCAGCACUGGUCAUUUGGAUUUCAUCAAUGCCGAUAUGGUUACGCGAACGUUUCGGAUCUUGAGGAAGUGGUUGCAGGCUAUGCAAAAGCUGGUAUUGCUGUGAACACAACCUAUGACACUUACAAUAGAGGGAUGCAGGCUGAUGUUUUCAUCAAACGCGAUGGGAAUCCUUACUUGGGCAAAGUUUGGCCUGGAGAUCUCUACAUCCCCGAUUUUCUAAAACCUGCUGGUGUAGAAUUUUGGCGAAAUGAGAUUAAAUAUUUCGAGAUCUUCUCCCUUUCGAUGGUCUUUGGAUUGAUUUGA